Messenger RNA from Fusarium coffeatum, 534 nucleotides. RefSeq lists its product as uncharacterized. The coding region runs from base 1 to 534 and encodes 177 amino acids. Lineage: Eukaryota; Fungi; Ascomycota; Sordariomycetes; Hypocreales; Nectriaceae. The record is from RefSeq and is a predicted model, not a curated record. The transcript has 4 exons.
AUGACGGAACCACUCUCCAAGGUCGAUUCAGCCGUUGACGGUCUUUCAAGCUCUCCCCCCACCAAGGAUCUUAAGACGCGGCGACAAAGUUCAGCAGCCGCACCUGGCGUCUGGAACGUCAAUGACCUAGAGGCUGAGGGCAAGGAGCUCGAGCUUGCUCCCGAGACUCAAAAGACAGGAUGGAAGAUCAACACCAGCCCAAACACGGUAGAGGACGCUGCUAUCCUCAAGCUUCCUCUCUCAGAACCACCAGUCAAGAGAAUCGAUCUCCACUUCCCAUUAGGAAAGGAGGUGACAGCACGAAACCUCAAGGGUGUAACAAUCAAGGAUGCUCUUGAUGCCAUCCACAAGGCGUACAAGAAGCGGGCCGAUGAUGAGCUCGACAAGCCCUACCUCGCUGGAUUCGAGUGGGACAAGGAGGAGUCAUGGACCCGACUUGUUGUUCAUCUCCAGGCCCAGCCCACAGCCACAACAUUGGACGGACCUUCGGGUGGCGGUAAGAAGAAGAAGAACAAGAAGAACGCCGAGGAAUAA